CCUCAGCCUGAGCUGGAAAAGAUCAUAGUCUGUGCUUCACCAGGAAAAUCCUGAAAACUUGGCCUGAAUUAGUAAUGAAUUUUAAAUCCAGUAAUAACUCCUCCCCCAGAAUAGUACUUAUACACCAUGCAUAGUGCAGGGCACUGCGGCUUCUGCACACCAUAGAUAUCUGUGGGCCCUAUAGGAAGCCAAAUACUGGCUUCAGUUCCUAUAUCACAGUUUAAGAGGGAGAUCUAGAUCUGGGCACAGGAGCUGGCAUACAUUGGUCCACUGAAUAGUUUGUAGAUUGUGGCAGUCAAAGACCCAAACACAGAGAUGGCCAGCAGGACUUCCCUCCCAGCAUCCAGAUCUAGGAUUUCGCUCCUGGCACCCAGGCACCUGUUGCAGAAGUUUGUCGCAUUGAGUCGCAUGCUGCUCCCUGGAGACACAUCUGAUGGAAGGGCCAGUGCAGGGGCAGCCCACCGAGAGGGCACAGCUGGCUCUGGAUAUGAGAUGGGGGAGGUCCAGAUGUGCCACACUGUCUACCCUUGGCACUCCAACCACCUGGGAGAACUGAGUGCUGGACAGCUCCUCACAUGGAUCGAUACUACAGCCUGCCUGGCAGCUGAAAGACAUGCUGGUUUUGCCUGUGUGACGGCAUCAGUAGAUGACAUCCAGAUUGAAGAGACAGCCAGGAUUGGACAACAAAUUUGCAUUAAAGCAAAAGUAAAUCGGGCUUUUAACACCAGCAUGGAGGUUGGUAUUAAGGUUGCAGUAGAAGAUCCACUCACAAAUAUACAAAAACACGUUUGUAGAGCAUUUUCAACCUACGUGGUCAAACCAACUGGAGAUAAAAAGGUUAAUCUAAAACCGGUCAAGCUGCAAACUGCCCAAGAUCACUUGGAAUAUAGUCUAGCGGCUGAAAGGAGGAGAAUCCGACUUUACCAUGAAGUGUCCUAUAACAAUCUGAUGGAGGAUGGCAGUGCUUUUUAUGACCCAGAUUGGGAAAAUGACCAGAACAAGAUGUCUACAGACUGUACCCGUGUAGAGAGCAUUGAGCUGGUUCUUCCACCCCAUGCAAACCAUCAAGGGAACACAUUUGGAGGACAGAUCAUGGCUUGGAUGGAAACUGUGGCUAAUAUUUCUGCAAGCCGCCUGUGUCAUACACAUGCAAUCCUUAAAUCUGUGGACAUGUUUAAAUUCAGAGGACCUUCCACUGUUGGAGAUCGAUUGGUGUUUCGAGCAAUUGUAAAUAACACGUUUCAGAAAAGUGUCGAGGUUGGUGUCCGAGUGGAAGCUUACAACUGUGAGGAGUGGACAGAGGGCAAACCGCGCCACAUUAAUAGCGCUUUCCUCAUUUAUCAAGCACUGAAUGCCAACAACCAGUAUGUAAUGUUCCCCAGAGUUAAAACUUCAACUAAGGACAGCAUCAGACGGUUUCGUGGAGCCAUCGCACGCAGGAAAAUUCGCGUGGCCAGAAAGUAUAUUCUAUCAAGCAAACCAGAAAAGCCAAUCUCUCAUCCUUGGGAAAAAGGCAACCAGGCAUAUCUUGGUUAUAAUAAUGUUGCCACGCUGACCUUUCUUGCUGCCAUUGAUGGAUGGGAACUGAGCAGCACAAUGCGGGCUGUGAAAGUUUUUACUCAUGAAGAAAAAGAUAUACUAUCAAUAAAAGUUGAAAUGCAAGUAAAGGUACACGCAAGCCAGGCUUAUUUGCAGCUGUCUGACCUCGGUCUGCGACCACAGUGGGAUAUGCACUACUUAAGCUGUAAAGUAGUUGAAACUGCCAGUGAUGAUGAUAACAUUUUUUAUAUAACUUCCCCGCCUAUAAAGCAAAGCAAGUCCAGGGACUUUGUGGUGCUGAUGUCUCGAAGAUCUCCAUGUAAAAUUGGUGAUCCUUACGUCAUUGCAGAGAGAUCAGUGACCUUGUCCUCUUGUCCUCCAUCACUAGAGUUCCUGAGAAGUGAGGUGCGAUGUGCUGGCUUUCUGAUUUACAGUCUUGGAAAGGAUGAAUGUCAGGUAAAUUACCUAAACCAGCUAACAUCUGACAUGAUGCCAUACAUUGAGGAGAACCUCACCGGGUGGUCUAACUCCAUAGAAGAGACUGCUUCCUCUUGUAUAAGAUUUUUGGAGACAGCCCAGGUCUAUACCACAAUAUUAUAGACAAGUCUGCUAUUCUAAUCAGCCAGGACUACUUUCCUAUUUUGUUUACAGAUCCAAGUGAAUAUGUGUGAACAUAACCCAACAACCUUCUUACAUCAGAACCAUUUCCACCAACGUCUGCACAAAGCCACAAUUUCACCAAAGCAGACCCUAGUCACUUUACUGAAAUUUGUGUUCUUUCCGAAAAUUAUCACAAUUGUGGACUGUUGGGUAAUCUCAUAGCUGAAAGCUUCAUCCAUGAACCUUCCAUGCUUACCAUUUUGUUAAUGCAUAUUCAUUUCUAGAUAGGCAUAUCUACUGUCAUUUGUCUAUUUAUUUUUAUGCAUGCUGUUGGUCUUGUCUAAUAAGGCAAGUGCACGGGGCCAAGCUGAAAAGCAAAAGGUAGCUCAUCUCAGAUAGGGUGCGCAGAACAUUCUAGGUGGUAAGAAUUGCAAAUAACAGUCAUUUGGACUCGAAACUUGGCAUUUAGCACAAUUAAACAUAACUUUUUAUACUGUGAAUAUGUGAUGCAAGGCCCAUGAACACUGGAAGGAGCACUUAGAGUUAAGUGAAACCCUUUUCUUCUGCUUCAGAACUUUUUUUACUACACAAGCUGCACCAAGUAACUGUUUUCCCAUCCCCCAACCUGCACCUGCCCAUAUCUCACCUUACCUACACACGAUUGUCCUUCCUCCAUCUCUUAUGCCUUUCCCUUUUCAUAUUUUUUGCACAACGUAGAAGGGUCUUGUAUAUGAAUUGCGGCACUGAAGUUCCAUAGAGGUGAAGUUACCCUUAACAAGGAGUAAUGCAAUAUGCAGUAAUGUCUAUAUGGAUGAAAUAGAAAAGACUUCAUUAUUUGUAUUGUAAUUGAGCAUGCCAGGCAAAACAUUUGUCACUUUAGAUUUGUGAUUUUUAUAAAGACAUUUGAACUUGGCUAGUAGUAAUUGGUUGCAUUCACCUGGACUUGUUCUAUAUUGUUGAAAGAUCUUUUCAACAUUGCAAAACAAGUCUAGUUGAACGUUACGAACUAUACAAUGUAAAGUACAAUGAGCCUCUGUAACCAAUCAAAUGUAAUCUUUUACUUCUUUUACUACAGUGGAAUCUGGUUGCUGAAGGUUAUUGUAACUUUUUAUCUAGUUAUUGCACUUUGCACUAUGCACUACAAUUAUUAAAUAAGCCUGUAUAGGUUUCACUAUUCACCUGAAUGGUGUAAUUAAAAAUUUGUAAAUUUAUAACACUAUCUAAUUUUUUAAAGCGAUUUUACCAUAAAGAAGAGAAGUGCCAAAUCAUUUAGCAGUGUUGCCUUUGCUUUGUCAAUCAGACAAAAAAGUGACAACUGGUGUAAAAAAUAUUUGGCUGCUGUAAGUCCCGGUACAUAUCUGGGUUGUGGAUAUUCUGUAUAGCUCAUCACUCCCACUAAUAUUUUGAUAAGCAUAACUUUUAAAUGUGUUUAAAAUGAUGUACUAAUUAAAAUGCAAUAAAACAAGUUAGUAAAA
Rana temporaria (common frog) is the source of this 3614-nucleotide messenger RNA. RefSeq names its product acyl-CoA thioesterase 12 (gene ACOT12). The coding region runs from base 316 to 2139 and encodes 607 amino acids. Lineage: Eukaryota; Metazoa; Chordata; Amphibia; Anura; Ranidae. The record is from RefSeq and is a predicted model, not a curated record. Gene Ontology annotation, molecular function: lipid binding; acetyl-CoA hydrolase activity. The transcript is spliced from 16 exons. Gene Ontology annotation, cellular component: extracellular exosome.